AUGCCUCGCACCAGUGAGAUGCCUCGCAGCAGUGAGGAGAUGCCUCGCACCAGUGAGAUGCCUCGCAGCAGUGAGGAGAUGCCUCGCACCAGUGAGAUGCCUCGCAGCAGUGAGGAGAUGCCUCGCACCAGUGUGGAGAUGCCUCGCACCAGUGAGAUGCCUCGCACCAGUGAGGAGAUGCCUCGCACCAGUGAGGAGAUGCCUCGCACGAGUGAGGAGAUGCGUCGCACCAGUGAGAUGCCUCGCAGCAGUGAGAUGCCUCGCAGCAGUGAGGAGAUGCCUCGCACCAGUGAGGAGAUGCCUCGCACCAGUGAGGAGAUGCCUCGCACCAGUGAGGAGAUGCCUCGCACCAGUGAGGAGAUGCCUCGCACCAGUGAGGAGAUGCCUCGCACCAGUGAGGAGAUGCCUCGCAGUGAGACCAGUGAGGAGAUGCCUGGCACCAGUGUGGAGAUGCCUGGCACCAGUGAGGAGAUGCCUCGCACCAGUGAGGAGAUGCCUGGCACCAGUGUGGAGAUGCCUGGCACCAGUGAGGAGAUGCCUCGCACCAGUGAGGAGAUGCCUCGCACCAGUGAGGAGAUGCCUCGCACCAGUGAGGAGAUGCCUGGCACCAGUGUGGAGAUGCCUGGCACCAGUGAGGAGAUGCCUCGCACCAGUGAGGAGAUGCCUCGCACCAGUGAGGAGAUGCCUCGCACCAGUGAGGAGAUGCCUCGCACCAGUGAGGAGAUGCCUCGCACCAGUGAGAUGCCUCGCACCAGUGAGAUGCCUCGCACCAGUGAGGAGAUGCCUCGCACCAGUGAGGAGAUGCCUCGCACCAGUGAGGAGAGGCCUCGCACCAGUGAGGAGAUGCCUGGCACCAGUGAGGAGAUGCCUCGCACCAGUGAGGAGAUGCCUGGCACCAGUGAGGAGAUGCCUCGCACCAGUGAGGAGAUGCCUCGCACCAGUGAGGAGAUGCCUGGCACCAGUGAGGAGAUGCCUCGCACCAGUGAGGAGAUGCCUCGCACCAGUGAGGAGAUGCCUCGCACCAGUGAGGAGAUGCCUCGCACCAGUGAGGAGAUGCCUCGCACCAGUGAGGAGAUGCCUCGCACCAGUGAGGAGAUGCCUCGCACCAGUGAGGAGAUGCCUCGCACCAGUGAGGAGAUGCCUCGCACCAGUGAGGAGAUGCCUGGCACCAGUGAGGAGAUGCCUCGCACCAGUGAGGAGAUGCCUCGCACCAGUGAGGAGAUGCCUCGCACCAGUGAGGAGAUGCCUCGCACCAGUGAGGAGAUGCCUCGCACCAGUGAGGAGAUGCCUCGCACCAGUGAGGAGAUGCCUCGCACCAGUGAGGAGAUGCCUCGCACCAGUGAGGAGAUGCCUCGCACCAGUGAGGAGAUGCCUCGCACCAGUGAGGAGAUGCCUCGCACCAGUGAGGAGAUGCCUCGCACCAGUGAGGAGAUGCCUCGCACCAGUGAGGAGAUGCCUCGCACCAGUGAGGAGAUGCCUCGCACCAGUGAGGAGAUGCCUCGCACCAGUGAGGAGAUGCCUCGCACCAGUGAGGAGAUGCCUCGCACCAGUGAGGAGAUGCCUCGCACCAGUGAGGAGAUGCCUCGCACCAGUGAGGAGAGCCUCGCACCAGUGAGAGAUGCCUCGCACCAGUGA
Procambarus clarkii (red swamp crayfish) is the source of this 1635-nucleotide messenger RNA. The record is from RefSeq and is a predicted model, not a curated record. Lineage: Eukaryota; Metazoa; Arthropoda; Malacostraca; Decapoda; Cambaridae.